GCCUUCAUUGCCGCGGAGUCGGCUCGACGAACCGCGAAGUCCGAGAUCGGGUCGGCCUGAGUCGACUUUUGAUUUUCGCACGCCAUGGGGAAGCCUACCGCCUUGGAUGCGGGACAUGUUCGAACGAAGGCUUGCGAGGAGAUGGGAGGCAGUAGUGCGCUGGGAGGCAGACACUCAAGGUGGGGGAGGAAGUAGUGGAAGCAGAAUCGUAGAC
Molecule: messenger RNA, 214 nt
Organism: Amoebophrya sp. A25
Lineage: Eukaryota; Dinophyceae; Syndiniales; Amoebophryaceae
Source: the annotation of a GenBank genome assembly